GGCGAGCGAUGCUGGGGCUGCGUGUGGCUGGGCGGGCCGGCGCGGCGCUCCUGCGGGAGGUCCCCCGGCGGGCGCCGCAGCGCUGGGCCUCCAGCCUGCCCCUCAACACGGUGGUGCUCUUCGUGCCGCAGCAGGAGGCCUGGGUGGUGGAGCGCAUGGGCCGCUUCCACCGCAUCCUCGAGCCGGGACUGAACUUCCUCAUCCCACUACUGGAUCGCAUACGCUACGUACAAAGCCUCAAAGAGAUAGUCAUCAAUGUGCCGGAACAGUCAGCUGUUACUCAUGAUAACGUGACCCUCCAAAUAGACGGUGUCCUCUACUUGCGGAUCAUGGACCCUUACAAGGCUAGUUAUGGAGUAGAGGACCCAGAGUAUGCAGUGACCCAGCUUGCUCAGACGACCAUGCGCUCUGAACUGGGCAAGCUCUCCCUCGACAAAGUCUUCCGGGAACGGGAAUCCCUCAAUGCCAGCAUCGUGGACGCCAUCAACCAGGCCUCGGACUACUGGGGCAUCCGGUGCCUGCGCUACGAGAUCAAGGACAUCCAUGUGCCUCCCCGCGUGAAGGAGUCUAUGCAGAUGCAGGUGGAAGCCGAGCGGCGCAAGCGGGCCACCGUGCUGGAAUCGGAAGGCACCCGAGAGUCGGCCAUCAACGUGGCUGAGGGGCAGAAGCAGGCUCAAAUCCUGGCCUCAGAAGGGGAGAGAGCCGAGCGGAUCAACCAAGCUGCCGGGGAGGCCAACGCUCUGCUGGUGAAGGCCCAGGCCAAGGCAGAGGCUAUCCAGCUCCUGGCAGCUGCUCUGACCCAGCAGAAUGGCAACGCAGCUGCCUCCUUGUCUGUGGCUGAGCAGUACGUGAGCGCCUUCUCCAGGCUGGCGAAAGAGGGCAACACUCUCCUCCUGCCCUCCAACGCGGGGGACGUCUCCAGCAUGGUGGCCCAGGCAAUGGGCAUCUAUGCUACGCUGAGCAAGCCCCUGGUAGCGAAGGGCGAGGAAGCUGCAGCCCCUUCCGCCCCCCAGAUACAGCUGCCCUCCAGCACACAGCAGCCUGAGCACGAACAGCCAGAUGCCAGCUGACAGGAGCCCCCUGGGACCAAGCAGAGCCCUCCCCCCCCAUUCCGCCCCCUCUGCCCAGUUUGUGGACUUAAUCAUGUGAUAAAAGGCAAUGGCCUGACGCCGGCUGCCUGGUCUAGUGCUGCAAGAGUCCAGCAGGAGGAAGCGGUUCUGGAAUCAGAGGACUGCUUGAGGGAAGACGAGAAUCCUUGCAGGAGAAGGGGGGGGGGUGGUUAUAAAAAGCAGGAUCUUGCCUCUCAGCGAUCAGAACGGGGUGGGGGAGACCCAGUUGGGCUUUGAUGGGCAGCCUCCUAAGGGCUGUCUGCUGUACCACAGUGACUUAAUCCAGGGGUGGCCAAGGGUAGCUCUCCAGAUGUUUUUUUUCCUACAACUCCCAUCAGCCCCAGCCAUUGGCCAUGCUGGCUGGGGCUGAUGGGAGUUGUAGGCAACACAACAUCUGGAGAGCUACCCUUGGCCACCCCUGACUUAUUGGGUUGGGGGGGUGGUGAGAGGAGUGCACCUGGCUUUGGGCACAUCUACCAGGCCCAUGGCAAAGAGGAGCCAGGAGGCCUAACGGGAAGUGGGGUCUGCUGGUGGCGGUGGUGGUGCAAGAAGUAGAAACUCACUGUUUGUACGUUUGCAAUAAACAGUUACUGAAAAGUCA
Heteronotia binoei (common prickly gecko) is the source of this 1710-nucleotide messenger RNA. It is a transcript of the gene STOML2, whose product is annotated as stomatin like 2. The record is from RefSeq and is a predicted model, not a curated record. Gene Ontology annotation, cellular component: membrane. The transcript is spliced from 10 exons. Lineage: Eukaryota; Metazoa; Chordata; Lepidosauria; Squamata; Gekkonidae. Bases 9 to 1070 code for a protein of 353 amino acids.